Oncorhynchus masou masou (cherry salmon) is the source of this 2416-nucleotide messenger RNA. RefSeq lists its product as uncharacterized. The record is from RefSeq and is a predicted model, not a curated record. Lineage: Eukaryota; Metazoa; Chordata; Actinopteri; Salmoniformes; Salmonidae. The coding region runs from base 200 to 862 and encodes 220 amino acids. The transcript is spliced from 6 exons.
AUCAUCUGGCUCAUCUGUGACGUUGUGUUUACUUCAAACGCGGAAAAGCAAAUAGAAGAAAUUGCACAGCGGUCCGUUCUCUCUUCGUAUCUACAGAGUGAGGAUAUAAGCAUUUUACAUGCCAAUUCACGACAUUUCUUCACAAUAAUAGUGGCAGAAAACGUCAACUGCCCUUGACCAGGCUACAGCACAUACAGAGAUGGCAUCUGCAGGCUAUCAGGACAUUAAGAAAGAUUUCAUAAAAUGUGGAGAAACACAAGAUGCAAGGAAAUACCAAAAACAGGUGUCUGAUGCAGUGUUCAAACAUCGUCAUGCUAUUAUUGCUCUCAAGAAGCCAGAGGAAUCAAAGUGGAAGAUUGCGGGCCUGGAUGACACGUCCUACAAAGGAGAAGAGGAAAUUAAGGAGUGGCAGAACUUCUACCUACCAGACAGUGUGAAGAUGGAGGUGUUAGGAUCUGUGGAAAACCUCCGCUACCCGACAGAGAGUGGCCAGCUGGUCAUAAUGCUGUGUGAGGACCGUCAGGUGUAUGCUUAUGACGGAGAGGAGAUGCACCUGGUCGCUCUAAGCCUGGGGGAAGUCUUUGUCUCUGGGCUUCAGUACCCUGGCAUCAAGUCCUUCUACAGAGGGGAGUGCUUUAAGGACAUGACUAAAGAAGACUGGGCCAAGGUAAGACAGGGCAAAGUGGGGAGGAAACUUGAAAAGGAGCACCAGGAAUUACUGAGACAAGCCAAACCCAGCUUCCUGAGUUGUCUUGACUCCAUCAAAGGAGCAGGCCACACAGUCACAGGUGCCUGUAUCUAUCACAAACCAGUGGAACCUCCAACAGUACUUGAUGGACUUCGUACGGUUGAAAUCCUGUGAACAGGAUCCAAAUUCAAACGAAUCUCCAUUAAAAUUCCUCAAACACCAUUUUAAAGAUACACUUGUUGUUAAUCCCACCACAGUAUCCGAUUUCAAAAAGGCUUUACGACGAAAGCAUACCAUGCGAUUAUGUUAGGUGAGUGCCUAGUCACAAAAAACAGCAAUUUUUCAAGUCAAAGAGUCACAAAAAGCAGACAUAAAGAUAAAAUUAAUCACUAACCGUUGAUCUUUAUCAGAUGCACUCUUAAUAGCGUUUGGAGAUUACGUGAUAUGUUUUUAAUGUGCCAGGUAGGCUACAUCGUUUGUAAAGUGGAUUGUGCUUAAUUUUAAGAAUUGAGCUAUGAAUAUAGCAACAUGAGAAAGCUGGGAUCCUCUUUUAAAUAGUAGCCACUCAAAACUCUGUUCUCACACACGAUUGCGCAAUUACUGGGCUUAUAAGAACCCAUUUCACUAGGCUCUAGGCUAUGGGCUCUCCAACUGUGUUCCAGGGGUCUUGGGACUACAUGCUACGUUUGGAGUUAUUUGGCCACUUUAGUUGUGAAUCAACCUUAUCAAAACAUAUAUUUAAUUUUCAUGAAAUCACAAGUGCAAUAUAGCAAAACACAGCUUAGUUUGUUGUUAAUCCACCUGGCGUGUCAGAUUUAAAAAAAAAGCUUUACAGCAAAAGCUAUCCAAGCGUUUAUGUUAGGACAUCUCUCUCAGCAGACAAAAUAUUACAAACAGCUAGCAGCAAAGUAGAUUGGUCACAAAAGUCAGAAAAGCAAUCAAAUGAAUCGCUUACCUUUGAUCUUCGGAUGUUUGCACUCACGAGACUCCCAGUUACACUAUAAAUGUUCCUUUUGUUCCAUAAAAAUGAUUUUUAUAUCCAAAAUACCUCCAUUUGGUUGGCGUGUUUUGUUCAGAAAUCCACAGGCUCCAGCGGUGAUGACGGGGCAGACGAAAAUUCCAAAUAGUAUCCGUAAAGUUCUUAGAAACAUGUCAAACGUUUUUUAUAAUCAAUCCUCAGGUUGUUUUUACAAUAAAUAAUUGAUAAUAUAACGUGACUAAAUGUCACAUGGAAUUUGACUGCGGUCAUGUCUCGCGACUGCCGGUGGGCGGUAAUAUGGUUACCUUAACAGCCCCAGAUGCAAUGCAUGAUGCAUCCUUUUGGUUGUUAAUUCAAUGUGUCAAAGUUUUACUUCUAUCCUGUCCAUAUUCAAAUAAACUAGGCCUACUAAAUGUGUGAAUUAUGAAUCUUCUCUGCAUGCAGGACCAUGUCAUCAUUGUCUGAACACUUCAAGUUUUAUCUGACUGUAUAUUUACAGCAGUGGUAGAAAAUUCAGUAAACAUGUUGAUAAAACUUUGAAUGUUUAACUUUUUCCCCUCCAAAGUACGCAUGUUACCUGUUUAAACCUCUCCUGCACAUUUUUCCUGUCGCAUCACUCCUGAACCAUACCAUACUCUACAGCUCUACAGGAGUCUAUACUACCAACCAAUCACUUAAUCUGCCUCAGAAGCUCUGUGCUGGACCAAUCAUAUAUCUUGUGCACUAAUAAACAAAUAUACACAAAUUAA